Molecule: messenger RNA, 1371 nt
Organism: Aspergillus steynii IBT 23096
Lineage: Eukaryota; Fungi; Ascomycota; Eurotiomycetes; Eurotiales; Aspergillaceae
Product: FAD/NAD(P)-binding domain-containing protein
Exons: 2
Coding region: 1-1371 (456 amino acids)
Molecular function (GO): oxidoreductase activity
Source: RefSeq, a predicted model, not a curated record
AUGGGGGAGAGCAAGCGCGACGUGGCCGUUGUGGGCACGGGCAUGGCUGGCCUAGUGACUGCAUAUCUGCUGCAUCACGAUCCACAGCAGCGAUUCAGGGUGCAUCUAUUGGACAAGAGUCCCCGAGUCUCGCUGAGUGCCGAAUCUAUCGCUAUUCCUUCCACUCAUCCGGUCUCGAAGAAAUCGGCCUGGGCUGACAUCCCCAUGCGUGCUUUUGCUGGUGGCUAUUACCACAAUCUUCUGCGCAUGUACGACCACUUGGGCAUUCACUACCGACCACAGCCAUUCGUCUUCAGCUUUUCUCGGCGCUCAGCUCAUCAGAGUCAUGCCGUGGUGCCCUACAUGGUUCACGCGUCCAACUUCCAUCAGACUCCCCCGAUCCCUCGCGGCGAUCUCGUCCGGUGGAUCUGGGAGGCGAUAUAUGUUUUAUUCUUCUAUUGGUGGUUUGUUCUUUGCUGUUUCUUUGUCCGUCCGCUGGUAUUUGGGGACAUGGAAGGUGAAUCCUUCGAUCACUAUGUGCGUCGCAUCCACCUGCCCCUGUACUAUGUCGAUAGUUACUUGCUGCCGAUGAUGUCUAGCGUCUGUACUUGCUCGCAUGUGGAGCUGCGACGCUUCCCCGCCUCAGAUAUUAUCGCGUACAAGAGACUUAUUCACCAGCAGCCGCAUUUCGUCGUCCCCGAUGGCGUGUAUACUGUGCAGGAGAAAUUGCUGCGCGGACUGGACGUGCGUCUCGGCGUCGAGACUAUUGAAGUGUUGCCAACCUCGCACGGGGUCCAGCUCACUCUGCGCGACGCCACCCGCGUGUGUACUCAACUCUUCGACCUCGUCAUCCUGGCCGUGUCCCCAGACGUCGCCGCCGCGAUCUUCAGAGCGGCUCGGCCAUCCUUGCGGGAUGUGCCUACUACGACUGUCCAGACUGUCGCUCACACGGACUUCUCGACUGUCGUUGCGCGGCUGCAGGACGGGGUCACGAUGCCCCCCGACUCCUGUUCUCCGCAAAUGAUAUGCUUCUGCAGCAACGGUCUUACCACGGAGGCUAUUCAUGCCCAGCCGAACGGGAUCUUGAUCACGACCAAUCCGCUCAUGCCCAUCGAUCCGACCACCAUCAUCCGGUCCGCGGUGUUCACGCGCGUGCUGCGCACCCCGACCAGCCAGCGCAUUCUCCGGGAGAUCUUCAGGGAGGAUGGCUCCGCUGACACAGAGUCGCAGCGAGAUGCGUUCGUUGAUGGAUCCAAGAGAUGGCGCAGCGGCGAUGACGGGGUCUACCUGGCGGGCGGAUGGUGUUGGGAUGGCAUGGUGCUGUUGGAGGGAUGUGUUGUGUCGGCGAUGCGUGUUGCAGCCGACUUAGAUGUGGAGAUUCCCUGGAUAUGA